Molecule: messenger RNA, 276 nt
Organism: Seminavis robusta
Lineage: Eukaryota; Bacillariophyta; Bacillariophyceae; Naviculales; Naviculaceae
Source: the annotation of a GenBank genome assembly
AUGAGCGCCUCGACUACUACUACUGGAAAUAGCAUUGCAAGUCUGUUUACAACGACCAUGUUUGUGAUGGCGUUGUCGUGUACAGCGGAAGCCUUCGUGGUGCGUUCGAUGGGACGGUCGCGAUCUAUGGCAGCGCUGAUGGAUUCCAGAAGCGGAACCAAGGCGGACGAAACAGCGGAACGAUCCCCCAUUGGAAUGACAGUUUUUGUCUACGGCGAUGUGGAUGAUUAUCUUCCGGAACAACGCCAAGUAGGAGGAAGACAAGAGCAGUAUUGA